Postia placenta MAD-698-R-SB12 is the source of this 885-nucleotide messenger RNA. RefSeq lists its product as hypothetical. NCBI's taxonomy places the organism in Eukaryota, Fungi, Basidiomycota, Agaricomycetes, Polyporales, Adustoporiaceae. Gene Ontology annotation, molecular function: ATP hydrolysis activity; ATP binding. The record is from RefSeq and is a predicted model, not a curated record. Bases 1 to 885 code for a protein of 294 amino acids. The transcript has 7 exons.
AUGAGUAUAUUCGGCGCAGAGCCUAACUACGAGAUUUCUAUAGGGGGGUUGACCUACAAACACUCACCGAUUGACUCGCCGUCACUCUCCAAUGUUUCCAUGAAAUUGCCGAAGGGCUCGCGCACGAUCCUUGUAGGUGCAAAUGGAGCGGGAAAAUCGACUCUGUUGCAAAUAUUGGCCGGCAAGCGUCUCAUUCUCCAAGAGGACACGCAUGUGCAUAUCAAGGGACGCGAUGUGUUUCGCAAUUCGCCCCCAGGAGUUACCUUCCUCGGGACAGAGUGGGCAAUGAACCCGGUCGUACGGAGCGACAUCGUCGUGCACGACUUCCUUAACUCUGUCGGUGGCUGGCGUCACAAGGAGCGCCGCGACAAGCUACUCGACAUCUUGGACGUCGACCUCGACUGGCACAUGCAUGCUAUAUCUGACGGCGAGCGCCGCAGAGUGCAAUUGGUCAUGGGUCUGAUGUCGGAUUGGGACGUGCUACUACUCGAUGAGGUCACCGUUGACCUCGACGUGCUCGUUCGAGACGAUCUGUUGACAUUUUUGCUGACAGACAGUGAGACGCGGGGCGUUACAAUUCUAUAUGCCACGCACAUCUUUGACGGCUUGAGCAGAUUCCCAACUCAUGUCGCACACAUGCAUCUGGGCACCGUCCUAUCGCAACCCACGCCAUGGCCGUUGACACCUGAGUCUGCGGCGCAGGUCGUAUCCGUAGACUUGGGUCCCAACCCGCCACUCUACAAGUUGGCGCUGCAGUGGCUGCGGGAAGAUCGGGAGCUCAGACGAGAAUUGGAAAAGCAGGGGCGCAAGACGCGGGGAGCGCGAAUCGACGAGGUCCCGACGGAUUCAGAGACGUUUUAUCGAAAAUAUGAUUACAGCCACUGA